This is a messenger RNA of Entrophospora sp. SA101, 129 nucleotides long. The record is from the annotation of a GenBank genome assembly. Lineage: Eukaryota; Fungi; Glomeromycota; Glomeromycetes; Entrophosporales; Entrophosporaceae.
GUAAUAAUGGCAUUCGAAGACAUGGCCUCACUUUUAGAGUUAAAUGCCUUAAAUGUGGAUACAGAAUCUUGGAUCGAAGAUGCGGAAAAUAAUUUAGAGAUAUUAAAGGGGAACGUAGCCCAUACUUGA